UACUGCUUCGUCUGGGCAUCUCUGACUCAACACAUCGCAGCAGGAGGCUCGAAUCCUUACGGCGCCUGGGGUCAUUCUUAUGGAGGCUAUCAGAAUGGAUGGGGUUCUGAAUCUUCCUCCGCCUGGCAAGAGUCUGCAUCGUCGGUCCAGACUCUGAGCUCGGCGACUCCUGCUACCAGCAAUGUCAAGCCUCCAUAUGUAUGGCAAGACACAUCGUCUUCUUCCUGGUCCACCACCGGAGCUGUCACUUCCAGCGUCUCUUCCACAGAAUCGAUAACAACAUCUUCAACCAUCGCUACUUCGGCGCCUUAUUCUGCGAGCAACUUGAGUGUCCCCGACAACUCCGCAUCUCCCUCCAAGACUGACACCGCACUCACUAGCCAUGCUUCCUCAACAACUGGCAAUACAGUGGCAUAUGACUGGAACAUCGAGUGGGUGAUUGCUGCACCUGAUGGAAUAGCUCGUCCUGUAAUCGGCGUUAACGGCNCAUGUCCAUCCAUCGAUGUUAUGACAGGAGACCGUGUGGUUGUAAACGUCUACAAUGGCCUCGGGAACGAGAGCACAGCACUUCACUGGCACGGUAUUCACCAGAGAGGCACAAAUCAUAUGGAUGGGGCGACUGGAACCACUCAAUGUCCGAUAGCCCCUGGCCAGAGCUUUACGUAUGACUGGAUUUACCCUGACGGCCUUUGGGGACCACUCAUCGUUCGUGAUCCAAACCCGCCUUAUCAGUACGACGAAGAGCUCAUCAUAACGCUCUCGGAUUGGUACAACGAUCAAAUGCCUUACAUAAUUCAUCAGUAUCAAUCCACUGCUGGCGAAGCAGAGGAUGGCACUCCGAAUCCAGUAGGAGGAGCCUUGAUCAAUUCUGGAAAGAACGUCUCAAUUCAUGUCAAGCCAAGUACCACUUAUCUAGUUCGUAUCAUCUGCCCCGCUGCUUUCACUGGUCACGGUUGGGUCUUCGAUGGUCAUAAUCAAACGACUGUAGAGGUCGACGGUGUAUACACUGUACCUGUUGUUGCUACCGCUGGGGGCAAGAACGUUCGAAUCGCUCCUGGACAAAGACAAGCAUUCCUGAUGAGAACCAAGGACGAGACAAGCAAAAACUACGCCAUUCUUGAUUUCCAGGAUCCCAACAUGUUGUUCAUCAACAAAGGCCUCACACCCGAUCCUGUCUACCCACUCAACGCCACCGCCUGGUUGGUUUACAACACCAGUGCAGAUUACCCACCACCACCAGUCUUGUACAACCUUGGAAAUGACGACUUCUUUGACGAUGUCGAUUACGUUCCGUUGGAUCGGGAACCUCUUCUCGAACCAGUCGAUCGACAGUUGGUCAUCGAUAUGUCUAUGGAGAAUAUCACCGGCAUCUCCAGAUACAUUUUGAACGGCCACACAUUUUUAGGUGCCAAAGUGCCUACGCUGUACUCAUCUCUCACUGUCAAUGAGACUGAAGUAUCAAACCCAGAUAUUUAUGGAGAUGUCAAUCCUUACGUCUUCAAAUACGGCGAAGUCGUCGAAGUGGUUAUGAACAAUUUGCACUCCAAUCUCUUCCAAAUCAUUGAAAGAUCAGACCCCAGAGCUGGUACAUUCAGUGGUUCAUACUCGAACUUACCAGCCACGCCGAUCAGAAGAGAUACGGUCAUGGUUCAGAACGAGGGCUAUGCUGUGGUCAGAUUUAAGGCUGACAAUCCAGGUUGGUACAAGGAGAUUGAUGCUGGCUUCAGCGCUACUUUCAUUGAAGCUCCAGAGGAACUCGCUGCCAGUGAUUUCACUCUCCCGGCAGAUCACAUCAACGCCUGCAAGACCUAUCCUAUGGACUACGUAGGCAAUGCUGCUGGCAAUGACUACAAUGCUCUGAACUUGACAGGCGCGCCCACCACAGUUCCCACGGUUGCAUGGGNNGUGCUAUAUAUCCACCUGCUGAGACCGAAGCCCACAGUUAGACUUUGUAUCGAG
Molecule: messenger RNA, 1959 nt
Organism: Aureobasidium vineae
Lineage: Eukaryota; Fungi; Ascomycota; Dothideomycetes; Dothideales; Saccotheciaceae
Source: the annotation of a GenBank genome assembly